CACUGCAGCAGAGCUCUCUCUCUCUCUCUCUCUCUCGCAAUGGAGCUCUCCGUCCAUGGCCUCCACCAACCAAUUACCAGAAUUAGGGUUUCUAGGAUUUCUCUUUCAAUUCUCAAUCCACCUCCAAAUCUACUCCCGAUCUUCAGCUUCUCUUCGAAUCCCACCCGGCAGAUCCGACUCAUCGCCUUCCGUCCAUCAGCGGCCGAGAGAAACGCGACGACGAUCGAGCAACCUGGAGGGAAGAUGGUGGUGGAACUUGUCGGAGCGUUCAACGAUCUGACGGACAGGAUGAGCGUGAUCUCGACGAGCUCCUCUCGGCUACUGUUCAAGGCGCUGAAGCUCUCGAUUCCUCUCCUGCAGGCGCUGCCCUUUGCGGCCGACGGGCGGGCCCCACUCUCUCGCGCUCUGUCCGUCGCUUGCGUCCUUGCCGAUCUUCAGAUGGAUGCAGAAGUUAUUUCGGCCAGCAUACUGAGAGAAGUUCUGGAGACAGGUGCUAUGAGCAUACAUGAAGUAAAAAAACAGAUUGGAACUGGUACGGCUCAUGUAUUGCAUGAGAGUUUGCGGGUAAGGGGAAUUCCUUCGAGAGUUGAAGUUCUGGAUGAUGAUAGUUCUGCUGCUUUAAGGAAAUUCUGCUUGACAUACUACGACAUUAGGGCGGUGGUAUUGGAACUUGCUCUCAAGCUUGAUAUCAUGAGGCAUCUAGAUUACCUUCCUAGAUAUCAACAACAGAUGUUGUCUCUUGAGGUUAUGAAGAUAUAUGCUCCCCUAGCUCAUGCUGUAGGCUCUGGAGCCUUAUCACUGGAGCUGGAGGACCUCUCCUUCCGAUACCUGUUUCCCUAUUCAUACCUUUAUGUUGAUACAUGGUUGAGAAGCCAUGAAACAGGAAGCAAGCCCCUAAUAGACAUAUACAAGGAACAGCUGCUUCAAUCCUUAAAAGCUGAUCCUGUGCUUGCAGACAUGGUGGAUGACAUCUCAAUCAAAGGUCGCUAUAAAAGCCGAUUCAGCACCAUGAAAAAGAUAUUGAAGGAUGGCCGUAAACCGGAAGAAGUAAAUGAUCUAUUAGGCUUGCGGGUCAUUUUGAAUCCUAGAUCUGGGGAUAGCAUGAUAGAGAGAGGUGAGAAAGCUUGUUACAGGGCUCGUGAAGUGGUCCAAUCUUUGUGGAAAGAAAUACCGAACCGGACAAAAGACUAUAUUACCUGGCCCAAGGCAAAUGGCUACAAGAGUUUACAUAUGACAGUUGAUGUUAGUGAUAAUUCCCGGACUAGACCACUAAUGGAAAUACAAAUACGCACCACAGAUAUGAACAGAUUGGCUGCUGGUGGAACUGCAUCCCACUCUUUGUACAAGGGGGGUCUGACAGAUCCUGAAGAGGCAAAACGGCUCAAGGCUAUUAUGAUGGCUGCUGCUCAACUUGCUGCAUUGCGUCUUCGAGAUCUCCCUUCUGCAAAUAACAGAGAAUGUGUUGAGACUGACCGGAGAGACAGGGUUUUCCGUCUUCUCGAUAAGAACGGUGAUGGUAGGAUUAGCAUCGAGGAGCUUGCAGAAGUGAUUGAAGAGCUUGGAGCUGAAGGGGAGGAUGCCCUGGAACUAAUGCAGCUUGUUGAUGCCAACAGCGAUGGUUCUUUGAGUUCUGAUGAAUUCGAUUUGUUUCAGAAACAGGUCGAGUUCAUGCGUAAUUUAGAGGACACGGAUGAUCAGUACAGAACCAUGUUGGAUGAGAAGCUUCAAAUGAGUGAUAGCAGCGGCCUGAUUCAGGUGUACCGUAAAGAGCUAGGCGACAGGCUGGCGGUAAGAUAGCUUGAAAAUCGACCCAAAGUAACUUUGUAUUUUGUAUUUAUUCUGUAGGGGUAGCCAUGUAUGUAAAUUUCUUCUGUACAGUAUCAGUUCAUCUCCAGAAUUAUGUAUUAUUGUAUAGAGUUAUAAAUUCCAAUGACCUACAUCUAGCUUAUGAA
Magnolia sinica is the source of this 1952-nucleotide messenger RNA. RefSeq names its product probable GTP diphosphokinase CRSH, chloroplastic. The coding region runs from base 40 to 1797 and encodes 585 amino acids. Lineage: Eukaryota; Viridiplantae; Streptophyta; Magnoliopsida; Magnoliales; Magnoliaceae. Gene Ontology annotation, biological process: guanosine tetraphosphate metabolic process. The transcript has 4 exons. Gene Ontology annotation, molecular function: calcium ion binding. The record is from RefSeq and is a predicted model, not a curated record.